Molecule: messenger RNA, 2850 nt
Organism: Glossina fuscipes
Lineage: Eukaryota; Metazoa; Arthropoda; Insecta; Diptera; Glossinidae
Gene: Cdc7
Product: cell division cycle 7-related protein kinase
Exons: 4
Coding region: 301-2520 (739 amino acids)
Biological process (GO): mitotic DNA damage checkpoint signaling; protein phosphorylation
Cellular component (GO): nucleus
Molecular function (GO): protein serine/threonine kinase activity; ATP binding
Source: RefSeq, a predicted model, not a curated record
AAAAAAAUUUUAAUUAAAAAAGGCAAAUUUGUAAUGUUAAAAAAUUAACAAUUUUGCAAAAUUUUCAAUAAUACCAAAGAAUCACACGGUAUCCAAGUUCUGCAAAUACAGGGAAGAGAAAGACUACAAAUUGUUUUUUCGAUGUGAAAAGAGCCGAUAAGAAGUUUUGUUAUUAAGGGAGAAAGGAAAAAGAGAGGAAAAAAGGAGAAAACAAAUUAUAGAACGAAAACAAGACCGUUUAGAAGAAAAAGUCUUACUAAUAAAACGUGCUGUAACAUUGUUUGACUUGACCAAAAAAUAAUGGAUAAAAAAAUUAAAACCACAGCAGCCAAUGUCAAUAACAAUAAGAUUAAUACAAAUAUAGGCAGUUUAUUAGCAUCGAAUAAUUUGAAAACUCUGCACAACAGCACAACACCUUCACCACCAACUACCUCUGCAAAUCCACUCAAUUGGAGAUCACUGAACGUUGCCAAAGAUCCACCAAAAUUAAUUAAUCCUGGAACGCAGCACCAAACCGGUCGGCAGCUACAAUCACACCGUAAUGUGACUUCAGGUCAUCAAACUAGUAUCAGUAGUAAACGUCAUGAUGCUAGCGCUUUACAAACAUCAGCGAAAGCGCCAUCAACAACGCCUCAUAAAAGCCAUAUCAGUACCAAUACUGCUUUAGCAUUGGCAAAUAAUAAUCAAACUCUGUCUUCAAAAGUUACAGCCUGCAUAACAACUCCAAUGGAUCAGUUAACGGCCAUGCACGCAAAAGUCACCUCUAAUCGUAAUAAAAAUGAAGAGGCUAUACAUGAUCUGCGUACUCGCAUACCGGAAAUUGAGAAUAUUUUUGAUGUACACAGCCGAAUAGGUAAUGGGACGUUCAGUACUGUAUUAUUGGGUACGUUAAAAAAAGAACGUGAGCUACCCGAAAAUCAAAGACGUAAAUUUGCCAUUAAACAUCAUAUACCAACCAGUCAUCCGGAUCGCAUCAUGAAAGAACUGCAAUGUAUGGCAAAAAUUGGUGGCUCCGACAAUGUUGUGGGUAUCAAUUGCUGUAUUCGCUAUAACGAAUCUGUAGCUUUUAUAAUGCCUUAUUUGGCGCAUGAUCGUUUCCAUGAUUUCUAUAAUAAGAUGGACGUAGCUGAAGUUCAAUUUUAUUUGAAAAAUCUGCUGAUAGCCUUACGGCACGUACACAAAUUCAAUGUGAUACAUCGUGAUGUUAAACCCAGUAAUUUCCUCUAUAAUCGUCGCAAGCGGCAAUUUCUUCUAGUCGAUUUCGGGUUGGCUCAACAAGUACCGAGCUCAUAUCCCAGUUUACUCAAUUGUAUUGGUAAUAAAAUUAAUAAUCUUAGCUUACCGGCCCCCACAAGUUCAGGAAUGGAAGGUAAACGGGCUAGAGAUGAUGAGGAAUAUGUAAAGAAAACAACAGAUGAUAUUGGUCUAGGUCUAAUAGAUGUUGUAAGCGGAGCAACGAAACGUUUACGUUCCAAUGGACCACAAGGCGAUACACAACAAGCGACCACUCGAGCUGCCUUAUUAGCGGGCGCUAAAUUAACGCAAGGUCAACCUUCUGCAGAUUCUAAAAUUAGUGGUAAAUCUACGACGCAAAGUAAGGCAAGCCAACGUUUGUCCAGUAAAGCACAACGUACUCAAGGCGGUGCUGAUGGGAAUUCUGGUGGCAAAGUUUCUCCUACGGGGGCAGCAGCAACUAAUAUAUCAAAUGCUUUGGUGCCUACUAUGCAGAAUGGUGCGGUGGAGAAUAAAUACAAUACCAAUCGAAACCUAGCACCUACGUCGAAUGCUGCCAAGUGUUAUUGUUAUGGUAAUCCUCAAGUCUGUAACAUUUGCUUAGUUAAAAAAGAAAUACAUGCCUCGCGUGCGGGUACGCCUGGCUAUCGCCCACCUGAAGUUCUUCUCAAAUACCCCGAUCAAACUACAGCAGUUGAUGUAUGGGCCGCUGGAGUCAUAUUCUUGUCCAUCAUGUCAUCGGUCUAUCCAUUUUUUAAGGCCCCAAAUGAUUAUGUAGCCUUGGCCGAAAUGGUUACAAUAUUUGGUGAUAGAACUAUACGUAAGACUGCUUUUAUUUUGGAUCGUUUGGUAACGUUGAGCCAAAAGACAAAACCCCUUGACUUGCGCAAAUUAUGCGUACGCUUUCGUAACCGCGCAAAGUUUAGUUCACCAGAGCUGCUCAAGAAGUAUCAAAAACCCGAUGGCACCUGCGAGGUGUGCAAAAACUGUGAUCAAUUUUUUUUUAAUUGCCUAUGUGUCGAAUCGAAUUACAUUACCGAGCCUUUGGAUGGCGACGAUGUCUUCCCAGCAAGUGCCUACGAUUUGCUUUAUAAAUUGCUUGAAGUUAAUCCACACAAGCGUAUAACCGCCGAUGAAGCCCUCAACCAUCCAUUCUUUCAGGAAAGUUUCAAUAAUAACAAUGCUACCUCAACAUCUCAUAAAGUACCGUCUACCGGCUCGACCAAAGAUAAUGCUCAACUCUCACUGGCCGCUGCUGGUGAUUCACCGAAGAAAUCUCACAAAUAAUGAUAACGAUUUACUCUCAAACCGUAAAAAUUGUCGUGUGUUAUAAUUUUAUUACAAUUUUUUUGGAAUCCUCUUUAGAUGAUUUUUGCAAAAUUUAUUAAUUUUAUUACCCCGCAACCUCUAAACAUACCAAGAGAAAUCAUUUAAUAUAGAAUAUUAUAUUAUGCCUUGUAUAUAUGUUUGGUGAUUUUCUUUAUAAAUUUAAAUGUUUGUAUAAAACCUGUAUAGGAAGAACGAAGUAAGGACGAAGAAAUCCUUGUUAAGAAAUUUGUUUAAGUUUUGUUUUGAAAAUUAUUGUAAAUAUAUGUAUAUAUAUUUAUACACAUAUAC